Molecule: messenger RNA, 879 nt
Organism: Parnassius apollo (apollo)
Lineage: Eukaryota; Metazoa; Arthropoda; Insecta; Lepidoptera; Papilionidae
Source: the annotation of a GenBank genome assembly
AUGGAAGUCUUACAAAGUGCUGGAGAGGUUCUAGAAAAGGAAUGUGAUGAAAUUUUAUCAAAAGUUCAAGACGUUACUAACUUGGACACUAUGUCCGUAAAACCCUUACUUAAUCCUAUUGCUGAAGAAACUAUGGAAACUGGAGAUUCUAAUGAUACAGUUGAUAGAAUAUUAGAUACCGAAAUACAACAAAUGAAACAGAAUGAAAAGAGUGAAAAUGUUGAUACAAAAAAAACUGAAAUAGAUGUGAACGAAGAAACAGAAGCACUUACGGUAGACGACAAAAAGAAAUCGGAAGGUUCUACUGACAAAGCAUUAGAAACAAGCCCAGAACAAAAAUUAAGCGAACAAAUGGAAGAAAAAAAGAAUGAAGAAAUAGUUAAAGAAUCAGAGAAAGACCCUGAAAAUAGUAAAGCAGAGUCAAAAGAAGACAAUAUAACUAAGGAAACUAAUAAAGGCGAGAUUGGAAGUACAGAAGCGUCUGCUGAAGUAAGUGUAGAACAAAAAAUAUCUGACAGCGAUACAAAAGUUCCUUUAGAUUCAAAAGAAAAUACUUUAGGGGUCGAAGUAAAGCCUGAAAGUGAAUCAGCAGAGUCACAAGUGAAUGGGAAAACAAAUGGAGAAACUGUACCUGUUAGUUUGAAUGGAGAUGCUAGCAAAGAUGAAGAAUUGAGUUCUCGAUUGUCAGCUGAAAAUGGUAAACAAGAAGAAGUAAAUGGUUCCAAUGGUGACGCUGUUGUAACAGAAAAAGUCCAAGAAGAUAAUAAGAACAACCUACGGAAGCAUAAAAUUGUGAGCAAGACAGAAAACAUUCAGGAAUUUGUAGCAUUGUUGGCUCACAUCAGAAGAAUGACAAGACUGAGGUUGCUUCCACACUAA